GGAACACAAACAACCACAUAUUUUGGUAUUUCAUGAAACCAUGGAAACUCUUGUGUGCUUUUGGUUACUCCACAUGUAUUACCUUACCAUUGCUCAGGUGCCAAACCAUAAUUCCUAGUCUCUACCUCCUCCUUCUCAGUUCAUACAUCUCUAAAGCAAACUUUCCAGUAAAUGGGUUGUAAGAUAAACACCCCAAGCCCUCCAGUUCUAUUCAAGUUCUCCACAAGGAAACCAAGUCACAGAAUCAAAGCCAUUGCCUUCUCUUCUUACGGUCCAGACCAACCAGAAUCCAUUUCCUCCACCACCCUGCCAAAACCUGAUGUUUACACUGUCAACUUCAAAACUCUAGGAGGUUGCAAGCUUGGAAUCUCAAGAUAUCCAGACUUUGAAUAUAAUGCUCAAGGCGGGACAGGAACCGGGACAUGUACCAAGGCCAAAGACAGUAGUGACUUGAAUACAGUUUCAGUAUCAUUUGACAUGAAAACUCUGUAUAUCCCGCCAUUGACAAGUGGGACUACUAAGUUCUUGGGAUUGCCAUUGCCACCAUUCUUGAAGAUUGACAUAGUCCCUGAACUCUUUCAAGGGACUAUUGACCAGGAUUCUGGCAAGGUUGAUCUUGAAUUCAUGGCCAAGUUCUGGUUUUCCGUUGGGACUAUUUAUAGAGCUCCUCCGCUGCUUGUAAAGACAAGACUAACAUCAGAGGAAUCAACAGGAACAAUACGAAGUGGUCAGGGUGAAAGAUUGGAUAAAGAAGGGAAAUGCAGACUGGUAGGUGUCGCAACUGUUGAUCCUGUCAGUGAUGUCUUCAUGAACACCUUCCUUGGUCUUCCCACAGAAUGCCUGGCCAAACUCAGUGCUGCAAUUUCCUUUUCUAGUUCUUCUUGAUAAUGUCCAGAAUUCAAUCCUUAAUACUGUAACAUGAGCUGUUCAUCUUUUUAUACAGAAAAAUAUAGAAUAUGAUAAA
This is a messenger RNA of Populus nigra (black poplar), 964 nucleotides long. RefSeq lists its product as uncharacterized. The record is from RefSeq and is a predicted model, not a curated record. The transcript is spliced from 2 exons. Lineage: Eukaryota; Viridiplantae; Streptophyta; Magnoliopsida; Malpighiales; Salicaceae. The coding region runs from base 172 to 885 and encodes 237 amino acids.